ACUGUCGAAUAGUUGAUGUUAUAUUGUUGGAUAGAUUGGAGCAGAUUUGAGACACCAAGCAAGUCAAAGUGUGUUGGUGUGUCUAACAAGGUGGUCACAACGUAUUUUAAUACUGCUCAAUAUUGCUUAACAUUAUCAUCAUCAUCAUUUUUAUCCCAACAUUUUUUGGUUUUUUUUUUUAACAAAAAAAAUUGUGCAAAAUAUAUACAACACCAACGACAUUUAUCAAUUGCGCGCGUAUUGUUGCGCGAAGGGGUAAAUUAAUCAGCCCUUAAAAAACAAAAUAAUAAACAAAUAAAUUGAUAAAAUUAUUAACAACAAAAUAAAUCUAAUAAUUUUUUUAUUUAAAAAAAUAUAAACAAAACAUUAAUGAUUGAAAAUUUGUGUGAAAAAUUUUUGUGUUUCGGUGAGUUUUGACGGUUGCCUCUUUUUUUUUUUUUUUUUCGAUAACUGGAGGGGUAAUUUAGCGUCUGAUUAAAAAAAAAAAAAAAUUACAAAAUAAUAUAAUCAGUAAAGAGAGAGAAAAAAGAAGGCCAUAAAAAAAAAUUAAAAUAAAAAACAUCAACCUUAAGGAGCAAGGCAAAAAGACAGAGAAAAAUAAAUAAUCAGAGAGAGAAAGGGGACGCGUAGAAUUGUUUUUUUUUUUAUUUAUCCUGAAAAACCCAAAGAGAAUACACACAUUCCAAGUUGAUAAAAAAAAAUAAAAAAAAAAAUAUAUAUCGAAAUAUAUAAUUUUCGUAUUAAAAAUAAUUAAUUUUCAAUUGUAUUUUUGGAGUAAAUUUUUAAAAUUGUAGAGAAAAAAAAUUCGAGGAUCGACCAAGUGUUUGAAGUGUUGUUUAAAUAAUAAAAUAUAUAAAUUUGUUUUAAUUUUUUUUUCAUGUCAUGAUCGUUGAAAUUAGAUGUGUAAAUUAAUUUGAGUGGAUAAAUUAAAUUGAGUGUGUGAAUCAUAUUGUGAUUGGAAAAAAAAUAUUAAAAAAAAAAAAAAAAAGUUUUAUUAUAAAUUUUUUUUGUCUUUAAAAGUUAUUAAUUAAAUUGUGGUUGAUAAUUGUAUUGUUACAAGUGAUUAUUUAUAAAUUGUUAAUAAUUUUGUGUUGAUAUAUUUGGAAUUAAGCCCUUAACAAGGAUCGAUGUUUAUUGUGGUGUGAAAAACAUGGCUGAGGAGCUCUUGGUCACGCUCACUAGAAGAAGCGACACCACGGGUUUUGGAUUUUCAUUGCUUGGUACUGAUGGUUUACCACACGUUAUUUAUGAUAUUGUUGAAAAUUCACCUGCUGCUGAAUGUGAAAAGGUUGAAGCUGGAGAUGUUAUUCUAAAAAUAAAUGAUGUUGAUGUCAACAGACUUAGCACUAAAGAAGUGCUUAGACGUCUUCGAUUAUCAUCGGAUCCAGUUACUCUCAAAUUAAAAAAGGAUCCAGCGAUAAAAGCACAUGUACAAAGACUCUUAGCACCAGGAAAUUCAACAUCAAAUUGUCAACAAAUAGGAGAUAAUAAUGAAAUAAAUAAUUACGACGAUAGAAAUAAUAAAAAAUUAAAUGAUAAUAAUAUAACUGACGAUAUAAAUAAAUAUAAAAAAAAAAAAAGUAAUGGUUCAUAUACAACUGAUGCAUCUGGUUCAUCUGAAUUUGAUACAUUAUUGCCAUCAGUUGAUAGUUUUAAAGAAGAAGAACGUGAACAAUGGGAGCCUUUGUCUGGUGAUAAAUUUCCUCGACCAAAAAAUACACCAAGAUUUGAAGCAUACAUGAUGACUGGUGAUUUAAUGUUAAAUUUAUCACGUACACAACAAAGCACUGGUUUUCUACCAAAAUAUCAAAAAAAAGUUGAUUCAUUACGUUACAAUAAUCACUAUACAAAUCGUCAUAAUAAUAGCAACAACAAUAACAAUAAUUAUAACAAUAAUAACAAUAAUAAUAAUAAUAAUCAUAAUCACAAUCAUAAUCAUCGUCAUCAUCAUAAUUCAGUACCAACAAGUCCAAACGAAAUGUUAAAUAAUCGUGGAUAUAAAAAUACAGUAUUAAGUGGUUGUUCAAAUUCAGCAAAUACAUCACCAGUUGGUGGUAUUAAACAUGAUAAUAUAACAACAAAUAUUAAUGAUAAAAAUAUAAAUAUUAAAAAUUUUGGUUAUUCAAGUAAUUUUGUACGUACAUCAAGAUCUGAGGAUCAUUUACAAUUUCAAAAAGAUCCAUCAAUGAGUACAGUUGAUAUUGAUAUUGAUGAUGAUGUUACAUCAAGUUUAAAUACAUUGUUAGAUACAAGACCAGAUAGUAGUCAGGGUAUAUCAAGUGAACGUAUUGUAUGGACAUAUAAUGCACCAGUAACAUCAACAUCAUUACAAAUAAAUGAACGUACAUCAUAUUGUCAUAAUGGUAGUUCAUCACAAUCAACAAGUUCAACAUCAUCAAUUGAAGAAACAAGUCCACAUAAUUCAUUAUCACCAGCAUCACCAACAUCUGUAUCAUCAUCAGUUAUGUCAUCAAAUUCUGGAUCACGUAGAUAUACAUUAUCAACAAAUGGUCAUACACAAACAAAUCAAUAUAAUGAUAAUAAUAAUAAACAACAAUAUCAACAGCAACAACAACAACAACAAAAUAAUAGUAAUAAUAAUUCAACAACAAUUGGUAAUAAUUUAAUAAAUUGUCAUUCAAUAAAUAAUGGUGAUUGUAGUCAAUCAGAAGCUAUUAGUAAUAUGUCUAGUCCAGAUUAUAAUGAUGAAGAAACAAUGGAUAUAUUAAGCUCAAGAGAUAUUAUGAUGGUUAGUGAUCCAAGUGAUAGUGAUUCAACAAUAUUAGCAAGUGAACCACCACAAAGAAAAAUUAAAAAAAAAACAUCAUACAGUCCAGAUGGUAGUGGUGAACAUAAAAUUGUUAUACAAGUUAAAGGACCUGAUAAAGAAAAUUGUGCUGCUGCUAGAAAUUCAAAUUCACCAAGAGGUCAUAGAAGAAGAAGUUUUGGUGAACAAAGAUCUGGAUCAUUUGAAUUAAAGGAAUACGAGGAUGAAAAAGAAUUAGUUAAUGUUGCUUCAUACGAUGAACAGAAACAACAAACUGGUCAAUCACCACCUCAAUCAGCUGAUGAAGAGAGUGACAUUGAGAGUCUACACAGUUUUCAUUAUAGUCCAAAAGCUGUUGAUUUACCAUCAGCUGUUAGACUUGCUAAACGUUUAUAUUCAUUGGAUGGUUUUAAAAAAUCUGAUGUUUCACGUCAUCUAAGUAAAAAUAAUGAUUUUUCACGUGCUGUUGCUGAAGAAUACUUGAGAUAUUUUAAUUUUGAAAGAGACACGUUGGAUGUUGCAUUGAGAAAAUUUUUAGCUCAAUUUUCAUUGACUGGUGAAACACAAGAAAGAGAACGUGUUCUUGUACAUUUUUCAAAGAGAUACAUUGAUUGUAAUCCUGGCUCUUUUAAUUCACAAGAUGCUGUUCAUACAUUAACAUGUGCGAUAAUGUUACUAAAUACUGAUCUUCAUGGUCAAAAUAUUGGUAGAAAAAUGUCAUGCUCAGAAUUUAUUGAAAAUUUAUCAGAACUUAAUGACGGUGAUAAUUUUCCACGUGAUGUUCUUAAACAACUUUAUACAGCUAUUAAAUCUUAUCCAUUGGAAUGGGCACUAGACGACGAGGGUGAUGAAACAGGCUCUCAGAUAAAUAAUCCAGGUGAUGGUCCAGCUUUAGUUGAAACAUGUAAUCCAUUCCUUCAUGUACCAAAUGCAAGUGGUGCAACGGAAUUUAAAAAAGGAUAUGUUAUGAGAAAAUGUUGCUACGAUUCAAAUGGAAAAAAAACACCAUUUGGUAAACGUAGUUGGAAAAUGUAUUAUUGUACAUUAAGAGAAUUAGUAUUAUAUUUACACAAAGAUGAACAUGGUUUUCGUAAUGACAGUUUACAUAAUGCCAUAAGAAUUCAUCAUGCACUUGCAACCAAAGCAUCAGAUUAUACUAAAAAACAACAUGUAUUUAGAUUACAAACAGCUGAUCAAGCUGAAUAUUUAUUUCAAACAAGUGACUCAAAGGAAUUACAAUCCUGGAUUGACACAAUUAAUUUUGUAUGUGCUAGUUUUUCAUGUCAGCCACUUGCUGGUGCAGUAGGUUCACAACGUAAAUUUCAACGACCUUUAUUACCCUGCAGUCAUACUAAAUUUUCACCUAGAGAACAAUUGAGGGACCAAGAAGAAAAAGUAACAAGAUUAGAAGCAGAACUUGAUGAACAUCGUCGUCAUCCACCAGAACGUGGUGCCAAAUCUUUGACAAUACAAAAUUACAAAGAAAAAGACGUCUAUCUUCAAUACGAGUUGAAAAGAUACAAAACUUAUAGCUAUUUGCUACGUUCGAGAUUGGCAUUUACUGAAAUUGAACCAUCACUUGUUGAAAGUUCAAUUGGUGAAGUUGAUGAAAGCAGUGGUGGUGUUGUUGGUGGUGUAUUAAAUUCUGAUGUUGGUGUUGUACCACCACCAGUACCAGAUCGUCCAGCAUCAAAUAGGUAUAGUUACAGGGCUGCAAUAUAUAAUCGUAAUUUAUUAAAUGGUCAAGAUUAUGGUGGUGGUGAUAUUGGUUGACGUGUCAUGGGAGUUAUUUCGGCGUGUGUUAUUUAAUUUAUUUAAUUUAUUUUUUUAUAGCGUAUAAAUACAAAAAGAAUCAAUUAAUAUUUAAUAUUAAUUUUUUUUCUAAUUGUUUAUACGCUUACUAACAUGCCGAAAUAUAAUUUACAUUUUUUUUUUUCGAUUAAAUAUAUAUUAAUAAUUAUUGCAACCAAAAUUUUAAAUAUUUAGAUAAUAUUAUUUCAUCGUGGUUGACCAAAUAGCUCUCUAAUUUUCAUGUAUUAAUUUUAAAUUAAAAAACGAAAAAUUAUUAUUAACAAUAACAGCAGUAAUUUCGUGGUUAUUGUUAAUUUUUAUUUUGAAAAUUUAUGACUUUGGUGCUGGUCUCUGUAUAUUUAUUAAUUUAAAAGAAAAAAUUUUUUUAUACUUACUUGUUUAUUUAUGUUUAAAUAAUUAUUAUUUUCAUGUAAUAUUUAUGUAAUUAAUUUAUUAAUUUUAACUGGAAAAUGUACUGGCUUAUUUACUUUGUAUUGUUAACACACUUUAUUUUAUUAACUCGUAUGUGUCAUAAUUGUUUUUAAAUGUUAAUUCAUUUAAUUUAUCUUUUUCAUAUUUUUUUUGAUAAAACAAAAUGAAAAAUUAGAAUAUAAGUUUAGAGUUUUUGUUGUUAAUGUUAAUAUAAUAUCAACGAAUUUUUAAUUUAUAGUUCAGGUUGUUUUAUUUAUUUUUUUAUUAAUGGAAAAUAGUCAGGUGAAGGAGGAGAAACAAAUUCAUUAUUAAAACCUGAACUUUGCUCGAAAUUUAAAUAUAAUCUGGCAGUUUUUUUUAUAUGUCAGUUAUUUAAUUUUUUUAAUUACCUACUAGAGGUGUCAAUUAGACGAGGUGUCUAGCUCGAUCAUCUUUUUUCUACAUUUAUUUAUAAAACAUAGAAAAACAAAAAUAAGAAAAAAAAAAACUUACAUUUCAUUUAUUGAAUAAUUGUUUUAAUUUUUAAUUUUAAUUAAUUUUUUUUUUUUCACUACUAAAGGUAAUUGACAAAAUUUUCUGAAUGCCAAAAAAAAAUAUUUAUAUUCACAGUCUUUUAAAUUUAUUUUUAUUUAUUAAUUUAAACAAAAAAUUUUUUUUUUGUAGAUUUUUCGAUAAAAUCUGUCUAAAAUGUUUUCUUCCAAUUUGUAUUUUAUUAAAAAAAAAUUUCUGUAUCAAGUUAUAAACAAAAUAAUCGAAAAAUUGUUAAAAAAAAAAGUUAAAUUUUAUUAUCAUAAGAGAUAUAUCUAGAGUAAAAAAUUAUAAAUAAUAAAAAAAAAUUAGUAGGAUUUUUUAAAAAUAAUAAUAAUUCAAUAUAAACAAUGGGUUAAUUUAAAAUGCUCAGAAAUUGAUAAUGGAGGAUGUUCAAAAAUAAUUCCAUUGAAACAAAUAUAAAUUUAUACCUCGAAUGUUUUUUUUUUUAAAUUAUACAACGGCCUGGAAUAAAAAAAAAUGAUAAUUUUGGUUAUAAAUUAUAUUUAUCUAAGUGGUAUAAAUAAUUUAGUAUUUUAUAAAUAAUUAUUUAUAAACAUUCGUUGCAGUAUUAUCUAGUUUUAUCAAAAAGAAGAAAAAAAUACAAAUAUUCAAUUAAAAUGAUAAGGCUCAUUCUAAAAUGCCCCACAAUUAAAUAAAUAAAUAGAUUUAUAUACCAAUUCGAAACGAAAUAAAAUGCUUCAGUGAGAAAAAUUAAUAAACAAAACAAAAAUAAUUAAAGAUUUCACUGAAAAUAUUAUUGCAGUUUAAAUAAUAUAUUCAAUUUUCGUUUUUUUUUUUUCACUGUACUAUUUGUAGUUGAAUUUUUUGAAUAAAAAAAAAUAUUCUAAUGAAUGAUAAUCAAAAAGAAAUUAAAUAAACAAUUAAUAAUUUAACGUAGCAUAUUUAAAGCACUAAAAAAAUUUUCUUUUAUCGUAAAAACUGGUUAUUUAUUUAAUUUAAAAAAUUAAUAAAAAUUAAUAAAAAUGAAGUCUACCAUUUACUAAGUAUUUAAAAAAAAUUCUAUAAAUUUUUACAAACAUAAUAAAGUUAUAAAUAAUAUACAGGUGAAAUAAUAAUAAAAAAAAAAAAAAAUGAAAGUGAAAUAAUGAUAAAUUAUUCAACAAACAAAAAUUAUAAAAAAAAAAACAAAUAAAAUUUAGUAUCGUAGUAGAAAAGUCCUUGUAUAUAAAUCUGUAAAAUAAAAAUUAUAAUCUAGAUUAAAAUAUAAACAAUAAUAAUAAAUAUUAAUCUAAUUGAAUGCUAAUAAUGGCAAUAAAUAAUUAAAAUGUCUUCAAAUUAAAAAACAAGAAAAAAAAAAAUGUUUUUUCUAACGAGUGUGUAUAAUUUACCUUUGUUUAAAACUCUGUUUUUUUUUUACAAUAAUAAUUGCACGUUAAUUAAUUAACUAAUCACAAACAAUAGUAAAUUUAACACUUGAAAAAUAACACAAUAUAAAAUUGCAUGCGCAUGUGAUAAUUAAUUAAAUUAAUUUGUAUUUUUAAUUUGAUAAAAUUUGUAUUAUUUUAUCUGGAUUAAAAUAAUGCUUAUUAAUUUUUUUUUUUUUUUGGAUGAUACAGAGAUGAAGCGACGACAACGUGAUCAACAACUUCACUUCAAGUACUUCCAGAAUUAUUUUCAUCAUUAUAUUAAAUAAAUAGUUUUUAAGCUAACAAUAACGUAUGCAAGCACGUUUGAUUAUUAGAACUGAAAAAAAACAAAAUAUUCUACUUGCACAAAGACUCAUCUAUAUGUAGAAUUUGAUUAAUAUAUAUACUUGAAUCAAUUAGUUAAAAUUAAAUUAAAAGCCACUAUUGUACCUUACUUUUAAGUUAUAAAAAAAUGUUCAAGUUUAUCAAGUAUUUCCUCAUUUGUUGAGCAUUGUAUGUAUAAAUGCCAAAGAGUUGCAUUUAAAUAGUCAUAUUCAUAUUUUUUUACCUUCACUUUGUACAUUUCUUCGUGAUAAAUAUUUGUUUGUUUGUUUUUUGUUUAUUGAUAUUAUUUUUUAUUCGUAGUUUAUUAUUAUUAUAAAUUUAUAUGAUUUUCUAAUGGAAAAAUAAGGAUAAUGAUAAUGAUAUUAUUAGUUACUUGUUUAUUUAAUAAAUAUUUAAUUAAUAAUUCAAGAAAAUAAAAAUGCAUAAUAUAUGAUUUUGACGGGUGAAUUAUACACGACUUGUAUUAUUGUUUUAAUUAAAUGUACGAAUGUAAAUAUCAAUUAGUUGGUACAUAUUUAAUCAAAAAAAAAAAAGUAUAAAUAAAAAAUAAAA
Messenger RNA from Aphidius gifuensis, 7785 nucleotides. It is a transcript of the gene Efa6, whose product is annotated as PH and SEC7 domain-containing protein-like. Gene Ontology annotation, molecular function: phospholipid binding; protein binding; guanyl-nucleotide exchange factor activity. The transcript has 12 exons. The coding region runs from base 1151 to 4540 and encodes 1129 amino acids. The record is from RefSeq and is a predicted model, not a curated record. Lineage: Eukaryota; Metazoa; Arthropoda; Insecta; Hymenoptera; Braconidae. Gene Ontology annotation, biological process: regulation of ARF protein signal transduction.